AUGGCCGAUAAUCAAGAUGACACUAUAGAGUGCCUCACACCUGUCGUUGAACUCAGCCUUCCUUCUGCAGAUGAGAGUGCGGAUGUUUAUGAUAUUGAUAGUGAAAAACGCAGUUCAUAUGAGUCAGCCGGUGCUGUAGUAUUUCGGAGAAGACAUCGUGCCGGAAUUCGCAUAGAAGUUAAGAAUGAGGACCCUAAGCCAAAAGAAAUACUCUCGCUUCUAGUCAAAUAUAAAAACGAACAGUGUUCAAUGAACGUCAAUGUGGAGCCUGAGUGGAGAUUAGCUCGUGUUAGAAUCGCACUUGCUCCUCCUUGCUAA
Molecule: messenger RNA, 318 nt
Organism: Strongylus vulgaris
Lineage: Eukaryota; Metazoa; Nematoda; Chromadorea; Rhabditida; Strongylidae
Source: the annotation of a GenBank genome assembly